AAGAAGCACCCCCAAUCAUAAACUGUAACCAAGGGAGCAAUUAUAAAAGUAGCUCGAUCUUCACUCAGAUUUCUUGUCAAAUAUUGAUAUCCAACCAUGGAUUCCAUUUCAGUGCCUUGCGUUUCCAUGCCCAACGACAAGAAGCUUCACAUAGCCCUUUUCCCAUGGCUAGCCUUUGGCCACAUGAUCCCCUACCUAGAGCUCGCCAAGCUCAUUGCUCAAAAGGGUCAUCGCAUUUCCUUCAUAUCCACCACGCGAAACAUUGAUCGCCUCCCAAAACUCCCUCCCAAUUUGGCUCCCCUCAUAGAUUUGGUUAAGCUUCCAUUACCUCACGUGGACAACCUCCCAGACAAUGCUGAAGCCACCAAUGAUGUCCCGUUAAACAGGGUCCCGUACCUCAAGAAGGCCUACGAUGCUCUCCAAGACUCCAUGACUCAGUUCUUACAAGACUCAAAGCCAGAUUGGGUUCUUUACGACUUUGUUCCUUACUGGUUGCCAGGUAUUGCCCGCAAACUAGGCAUCCCAAACGCUUUCUUCAGCAUAUUCACUGCCGCCACGCUAAGCUACAUUGGGCCAAAAGCCUAUUUUAGUGAGCGCAAGAACCCUGAGGACUAUGCUUUGCCACCCAAGUGGGUCCCAUUCCCAACCACGGUGGCACUUCGGUUCUUUGAGGUUAUGAAAAUAUUUAAUGGCGGUAUAACCUGCGAGGAGUCAAACGUGACAGAUUUUUAUCGUUUCGUGGAAGUGAUGGACGGCUGUGACAUAAUGGUUGUGAGAAGUUGCAUGGAGCUCGAGCCAGAGUGGCUACAACUGCAGGAGGAUCUUCAUCGGAAGCCGGUUAUUCCGGUUGGUCAACUUCCCACUACAGUGCAUGACAGCAGGGACAACGAAACCGAAACUUGGCUGUGGACGAAAGAUUGGUUGGACAAGCAAGCCAAAAGUUCGGUAGUGUACGUAGCAUUUGGGAGCGAGGCAAAGCCUACUCAAGAGGAACUCACCGAGAUAGCUCUUGGAUUGGAACAGUCCAAGGUACCCUUUUUUUGGGUACUAAGAACUCGAUGUGGAACAGUUGAUACUGGGUUGAUUGAGUUGCCAGAGGGGUUCGAGGAGCGAACCAAAGGACAAGGGGUGGUUUGUACGAGUUGGGCACCUCAGCUCAAGAUUUUAGCUCAUGACUCUGUGGGUGGCUUCUUGACUCACUCCGGUUGGAGCUCCGUGGUGGAGGCACUUCAAUUUGAGAGACCUCUCAUAAUCUUAACCUUUUAUGCAGACCAAGGAAUUAAUGCUAAGCUUUUGGAAGAAAAACAUAUUGGGUAUUUGAUACCAAGGAACGAGCAGGAUGGUUCCUUUACUAGGGACUCGGUGGCAAAGUCUCUAAGGCUGGUGAUAGUAGAGGAAGAGGGGAAGAUGUAUAGGGACAAGGCUAAGGAGAUGAAGGGACUGUUUGGAGACAAGAAGAGUCAGGAUAAGUACUUGGAUAGUUUCCUUGACUACCUAAAAUCCCAUCGUCGUCUCCAAAAUGGGAUCUAAAUAGUGAAAACCUUUGCAGUUGAAUAAUUUCUAACUAGUAGCCACCAGUGGGCGAAGAUCUCAAAAACUUCAAUAAUUAUCUUCCUUUCUUUACGUUAAAUAACUGGUGGUUACUGUACGUUUGUUUCAAUGUUUAUUUGUCUCAUCACUCGUAUGCGUUUCAAUUACGAGUGGGUUUGUUUUCCAUUUCAAGUGUGUUUGCAUAAAAAAUGAGGUUGCAGGAGAUGGUGAGGACCUUGUAGCGGAUUCUUUUUGUGUUACUCAUAAAAAGACUAGUGGAUCUCCUGAAA
Quercus robur (English oak) is the source of this 1820-nucleotide messenger RNA. RefSeq names its product UDP-glycosyltransferase 91A1-like. Gene Ontology annotation, molecular function: UDP-glycosyltransferase activity. Lineage: Eukaryota; Viridiplantae; Streptophyta; Magnoliopsida; Fagales; Fagaceae. Bases 97 to 1530 code for a protein of 477 amino acids. The record is from RefSeq and is a predicted model, not a curated record. The transcript has a single exon.